Molecule: messenger RNA, 1530 nt
Organism: Daktulosphaira vitifoliae (grape phylloxera)
Lineage: Eukaryota; Metazoa; Arthropoda; Insecta; Hemiptera; Phylloxeridae
Exons: 2
Coding region: 200-910 (236 amino acids)
Source: RefSeq, a predicted model, not a curated record
UAAUUAUUUGACUAGUUACGUUUAAUUCAACUAUAACUACAAUAGAAUAAUUCAACAUUAACUACAUCAGAAUACUAAAAAUCAAACAUCUAUCACAAUUGAUCAUUUGAAUAAUCUCUUUUGGGAAUAUCCUGCAUUUAUAAAAUUGACAUUACAAAAACAAGAGUAUUAUACAGGAAAAGAUAUAUCCCGUUGUCCUAUGCCUUACAAUGAAAAUACUAUAAUAGAUGAUCCUGAUAUUGUGGCGAUUAAUUUGUUUAACCCUAGAGAACAUAAAAAACCUUGGACAUGGACGCGAAAAAAUGAAAUUGAUGUACCUGUACCUAUUAAAGGUACCAUUGGUUUAAAACUAGGGGAAAUUAUUCAACCUUGUCUUAAAAACAAUACUAAUAUUAUCCAAUGUUAUACUCAUUAUCUAAAUGUUAUCGAAAGCGUUGGUUUAACGUUAAUAGAUAGAUUUUGUUUGUUUAUAAUAGAAGUUUUUAAUAGAAUUGGAGCUUUAAAUGAUAAUACAGAUUUUAUUAAAGAUUAUAGUUUGUUUAAUAUUAGAUUAAAUAUUUCAGUAUUAUCCGUUAUUUUAGAAAAAUUUAAGAAUCUUUUAAAUAAUAUUUGUUUUGCAUUUAAACGUUAUUUUAUUUCCACUCUUCCUCUAGACUGUGUUACAAAUACAAUGAAGAAAAUAAUGUUAUAUUUUAAUCAAGAACAGUCUAUGGGCGAUACAAUUAAAAAACAGUUCUUAAAUUGUCGGAAGAUAAUGAAAUCAAAAAUAAAUUAUGCUGUUUUAGACAACGAUCAAUACUGGAAAUGGGAUAUUACAUCAGACUGUAAACCUGAUGACAAUUUAUUGAUGAUCACACAAUAUGGAAAUAAUAAAUUAGGAAUAAAGCUUUUUCCCUUAAAUAAUAAAUAAUAAUCUUUUUAUAAGAAUUUCUUUUAAAUGUCAAUGAUUUGUGUAUAAAAUUAGCCAUUAUUUAAGUACUUUCCUUAUGAAUAACUUUGAUAGGUUCAUUUUAAUUUUAGGAGAAUAAAAUUAAUAAGUUUCAAGCACUUUUAUACAUUCAUUAGUGAGUAUGUAACUCAGGUGAUGAAUAUACAUAACUACGAACUGUACUCAUUUAUGCUAUAUACCUGCUUUUUGUAUUAUAAUGUUUGUGAGUCAAUCUUACUCUAAAAGUGGUUUCGACCAAUUAAAAUUUUUUAUUAAAAGUGUGCUUAAAAAUUGGCUAUUUUGAAAUAUUAAAAAAAUUUUAUUUACAAAAGAAAUGUAUUUUUUUAUAAUUAAAAACAAAUUAUAAAAAUGAUCUGGUCGCUGGAUAAAAGGUGUUAACUAACAUUUUUUAAAUUGUCGAGGAGCGCUACUUUUAUAUUAAAUAUUAGAAUCUAAAAACUUUAUUAAUAUUCAACAUGUAAAAGUAACUGAUAAGAUAGAAAAUAUCGAACUAAGGAUGCUUUAUAAUAUUUUUUUUACAGUAUAAAAUUUUUAUUCAUGUAUUAAAAUACAUUUUUAAAAAAUUACAGUUACACCUAUAU